AUGGCCUCUCUGACCCCGGCCAUCUCAGUGUCCUAUGAAAUCAAGUGGAUCUAUUUUUUCUUCUCAAUCCUGGAGUUGGCAGUAGGGAUCCUCAGCAAUAGCUUCAUAGUGCUGGUGAAUGCCUGGGACCUGGUGAGGAAGCACAAGCUGUCCAUAAGCGACCUCUUGCUGCUAAGCCUUGGUACCUCUCGGAUCUUCCUACAGGGUCUGCUCUUUCUGGAUGCCAUUUACCUCACUCAUUUCCAAGUGAUGAGAGAACCAUUGAGCAACAAGUACAAAACCAUCAUCCUAUUCUGGAUGCUUGUCAACCAAGUCAGCCUCUGGCUCGCCACCUGGCUUAGCAUUUUCUACUGUGCAAAGAUUGCCCGAGUCUCGCACUCCUUCCUACUGUGGUUUAAAGGCUGGCUCCUCAUGGUUACCCCUCAGCUGCUCCUGGGCUCUCUGACUCUCCCUUGGGUCAGUGUCAUGCCUUGUAUAUGGAAACAUUUCAGUUUAUUCUACUCCAACUCUACAGUUUCGCUCCCUGGGAACAACACAGAGAAAAUCAUGAAGGAAAGGUUAAGUUUUUUCUACUUCUACCUUCUUUGCAAUUUGGGCAACAUCCUUCCUUUUGUGCUUUUCCUGGCAUCUUCUGCCAUCCUGAUCAUCUCCCUGGGAAGACACAUGAGGACAAUGGUGGCCCAGACGACUGGCUCUGGAGAUCCCAGCCUGGAGGCCCACGUCGCAGCCCUUCGGUCUUUGAUUUCCUUCCUUUUUCUCUAUGCAAUAGGAUUUGGGGCUUCAAUAGCUGCCGUCCCCCUGACCUUACUGAUUUCCAACAAGAUUGGGGUGAUGGUGUGUGUGGGGCUAAUGGCCACUUCCCCCUCAGUGCACUCAAUCAUUCUGAUUCUCAGCAAUACCAAGUUGAAAAGAGCUCUCAAAAGCAUUUUGCAUCUUAUUCAGUGCUUUCUAAAGGCAUGUAUUGGCUAG
Messenger RNA from Dromiciops gliroides (monito del monte), 969 nucleotides. It is a transcript of the gene TAS2R38, whose product is annotated as taste 2 receptor member 38. Bases 1 to 969 code for a protein of 322 amino acids. The transcript has a single exon. Gene Ontology annotation, cellular component: membrane. Gene Ontology annotation, biological process: G protein-coupled receptor signaling pathway; detection of chemical stimulus involved in sensory perception of bitter taste; sensory perception of taste. The record is from RefSeq and is a predicted model, not a curated record. NCBI's taxonomy places the organism in Eukaryota, Metazoa, Chordata, Mammalia, Microbiotheria, Microbiotheriidae. Gene Ontology annotation, molecular function: G protein-coupled receptor activity; bitter taste receptor activity.